This is a messenger RNA of Dichotomopilus funicola, 3339 nucleotides long. RefSeq lists its product as uncharacterized. Gene Ontology annotation, biological process: transmembrane transport. Lineage: Eukaryota; Fungi; Ascomycota; Sordariomycetes; Sordariales; Chaetomiaceae. The transcript has 6 exons. The coding region runs from base 1 to 3339 and encodes 1112 amino acids. The record is from RefSeq and is a predicted model, not a curated record. Gene Ontology annotation, cellular component: membrane. Gene Ontology annotation, molecular function: ATP hydrolysis activity; ABC-type transporter activity; ATP binding.
AUGAUAGAUCCGUACGAUGCGGAUGUGGAACGUGGACCGGAGAAGGCGCCGUUGCGCCAAGUCCUCUCGAGCCUCCAUUAUGUCUACCCGGCCCUCGUUUUCCUUUACUACAUGGCCACCUCCACCGUGGCCGUAUGCACGCUACAGACCAGGUCCUCGGAACAAGCCCACCCGCGUCGACGUCCAAUCACGUGGCUGUUCGCCUUGAUAAUCAUCACCUACCUCGCCCAACUGCUCGCGCUAGGCAUCCGGAGCGCCGUACAACAUAUUUUCCCGUUUGCUGAGCAGGAUGUUGUCAUCGGCCUCAUGUCAUGCGUUCUGUCGUUCGGGGUUGUCUUUGCGAGGCUGUUCGAGGAAGCUAAACCGGUCUGGUAUCCGUACAUUGGAACGUUCGGGAUCGCACUUGGCCUGGAGCCGGCCUUGGGGGCAUUGAGUUGGGUGGUUCGUCCCACGGAGCCUUUCAAAUUUACGGACUACUUUGAUAUCGCUGCCUUCGCCGUCAGGUACCUUUCGAUCAUCCUAGCCUUGUUCUUGUACUUUUUUGGAGCCCACAGCUCCCAGACCGAGACAGGCACGGAUUCCGAACGUCAAAGCCUGCUCAAGGCGAACGGUCACGCCAGUCACGACUCCGACUCGGAGGAGCGAAGUGAUUCCGCUCAGGAGAACGGCAGCUAUGGAACUAGUUCGGAAAGCUCAACCGAUAGCAACCAGUCCUCCGAUACGGAGGACGAUGAGAAUCCGUACGCAAAACGCCAACGCCAAGCCAGCGAGCAAAUGGAGAAGAGGCUCAAGGAGAAAGGGAACUGGGUCACUUACGCCAAAAGUUUCAAGGUUUUCUUCCCGUACGUUUGGCCCGUCAACCACACCUCGCUCCAAAUCCGCGUUGUGCUUGUGGGGUUCUGUCUUCUCGCCAUGAACUUUAUUAAUGUCCUCAUACCUCGCCAACUGGGUAUCAUCAUGGACAGCCUCGCUGGUACAAAUGGUAAGAAUCCUUGGCGUGAAGUCCUCUUUUUUGCCGGCCUCAAACUGGUAGCCUCAGAGGCCGGUAUAUCCCUUUUGCGCCAGUGGCUUUGGAUCCCCGUCGAGUAUUAUUCUUUUGGCGCAAUCAGCACGGCAGCAUACUCGCACGUCCUCAACCUAUCUUCCGACUUCCACGACUCCAAAAGUUCCUCCGACAUCAUGAUGGCGAUAUCUUACGGUCAGAGCAUUUCCAACAUUCUCGAGUCUGUAUGCUUUCGGGCGGUGCCGAUGCUUAUCGACAUGUCCAUUGCGUUUGUCUAUCUCUCGGCAACCUUUGGCCCGUACGAAGGAUUUAUCACCAUUGCAACCGCAGCGGUCUUCUUGUACGUUGCCACUAGAAUGAUUGCAGCGCUCUCUUCGGCACGGAGGAAUGAGGUUGGCGCCUGGUACAAGGAGCAUUACGUCCGCCAGGCUGGCAUCCAGGGCUGGUCCACCGUUGCCAGCUUCAACCAGAUCAGCCACGAGGAGGAUCGUUACUCGGCCGCGGUCGAUGACCGUGUGGCUAAGACGCAGAAGGUUUACUUUGGCUACGUCCUCGCAUAUGCCUUUCAGGUUCUCGUGCUCCUGUCUGGGCUUCUGGCUGGCGCCUUCCUAGCGGUCUACCAGGUCACCCACAAGCAAGCCACACCAGGCGACUUCAUCAUGCUACUUACGUAUUGGGCCCAGUUGGUUUCCCCUCUUAACUUCUUUGCCAGCCUUGGCAAGAGCAUCUCGAAGGAUCUCCUCCAAGCCGAGCAACUUCUCGAGAUCAUGCAAACCAAACCAAGUGUGCUCAGCAAGGAGGGCGCGCCACCCCUGCAGUUCACCGACGGUGAAGUUAGCUUCGAUGGGGUCCAUUUCUCAUAUGAUAAAAAGAAGGAGAUUUUGAAGGACAUCACUUUCACCGCCACCCCCGGCAUGACGAUUGCCUUUGUUGGUGCCACGGGUGCUGGAAAGUCAACCAUUCUCAAGCUCUUAGAUCGCUUCUAUGAUGUCACAAAAGGAUCGAUCAAAAUUGAUGGACAAGAUAUUCGGGACGUUGAUCUCUACAGUCUUCGAGCACAAAUCGGGGUUGUGCCCCAGGCCCCCGUAUUAUUCGACGACACUAUUAUGAAUAACGUGCGGUAUGCAAAACUUACCGCGACUGACGAGGAGAUUUACGAGGCGUGCAAAGCUGCUAGUAUUCACGAGCAGAUUUUGACAUUUUCCGAUGGCUAUCAAACCAAGGUUGGCGAACGCGGUGUCAAGCUUUCUGGCGGCGAACUGCAAAGGGUUGCGAUUGCUCGGGCCAUUCUGAAGCGACCAUCAAUUGUGCUCCUCGACGAGGCAACCAGUGCCGUUGACACGGAGACUGAGCAAAGGAUCCAGGAGGCCCUACACACACUUUGUGAAGGGCGAACGACGUUUAUUGUGGCUCAUCGUCUAUCCACUAUCAUGAAUGCCGACCGCAUCAUCGUUGUUACCGGAGGAGAAGUGGUUGAACAAGGUAGCCAUGAGGAUUUGAUCCGGGCAGAUGGGAAGUAUGCGGAGCUGUGGUCGAAGCAGAUCUUUGUGAAACCCAAAGAUAAGAAGCCGGAUACCGAGACUGGGUCCAAAGGCAAGGGGCGGAAGGCGCCUAACAUUGUGAAUGACCUGAGCGCAGAGGCCACCAGCUCAGAGCUCGCCAAAGUCAAGUCAAAUCCCCCAGCCUACGGCCAGGCAAACGGCCAUGCCGGGGAGUCUGACGGCGCUGCGGACAGCAAGAACCCAACGACACCGGGACAUAAGAAAGAGAUUUCCCAACUGAACCCGGGCGCUGCAACAUUUACACCACGAACUGCGGCAGGUAUUUCGUUCUCAGCGGCUACAUCGGGUCGGACCAGGCGGAACACCCACUCGAUAGACGGCUUAUUUGACAGACAAGAGGCGAACCCGCUUCCCGUUCCAGCUGCGCCACCGCCAACGCCCCAGCAUGUGCAAUACUAUACCGCCACACCAUUCGUAAUGAUGCCGACGUCUUACACGCCGAUGUAUACCCAGUUCCACCCGGCGCUCUCCCAACCCGUCAUCCCCGUAUCAAGGGGGACGGGUGCAAGAUUUGACACCAGUAGUUCUACCACCGGCAAAGCCGACGAAAACUCUAGACCAAAAAGGGCUUCGAUCGUUUGGGUGGAGGCAUCAAAGGACCGGUCAUCUUGUUCUCGUGCCUCCGGAACGGGCGGUCAAGACGAGGGGGAGGGUGUGAGGUAUCCGCGGUAUUCGAGGAGAGUGCAGUCAAAGAGUGAGCCGGGUAUGCUGGGCUUGAGGAGGGUGGGAACAUUGUCGCCUGGCUCGGAGGAAGGGACGUUAACGGGGAGUUGA